GAGAAGGGGCCCGGUGUAAAAUUUACACCACUCCGCCGUCCGCCCCUCUCCGGUAUCUGACCGACGGCGGACGGCGCCGUCGCCUCCGCCACCACUCCACGCCGUCCAUGGCCUCACUCCUGCUCGAGCAGCAGGAGAAGCUGCGGCGGCACGUCGACGAGUGGCGCUUCCGCUCCCGCGCCGCUCUUUCGGAACUCAGCUCCGGCUCUGGAACACCCUCCCCCACCCCGUCCGCGCCCUCCGGUCCCGUCAGGCUCCGCGUGGCCCCCGCCGACCCCGCGGGGGCGGGCGCUGUGUCCCUCCUCCUGACCGCCGCUGCGGCCGACGACAACGUCGCGGUCGCCAAGUUCGUCGCCGUGCUCUCGCACUCCAGCGUCGAGAUAUCACGCCUUUCUGAUGCGGCUUCAAAGGGUCUCUAUCGGCAACUGGUCCUCUUUGGGCACGAUGCGGGGGUUUCGGGUGAGGCACUUCUGGAGGGGGAGCCACAAAAGUUGUUUGCCCACUCAAUACCAUUGUUGCUCGAGCUGUAUGAAAUCAUCAAUGGGCUGAUAAUGAUCCUUGGGAACCUGCUCCGGCAACUUGAUGUGAUCUGCUCAGUCCGGGACAAGAAUGUUCGGCCAUUGAACUCAUUCAGGAAUUUUGAUUUAAGGACAGUGUUUGGAUCGCUUGGUGAGGGGCUUACGGUAUUCCUGUUAUUGGAUGAAAUCUUGAGGCACAAUGGGCAUGUCAAGAGCUACUUAUCCCUGUUCUCAAGGAUGAUGAGUAAAGUGAAAUCAGAGGUCGAUAUAUUUGGUAUGUCCGUUGAGGAUGUAGACUUCCUUGAUCAAGUAGUCCACAACUUGCAGAAAAUUUUCGACAGUGGCCUUUUCCACCGACUACUGCAAGUAGAUUCACCUUUGCGCUCCUCAAUAGACCUUGUUAGGUCCAAUAAGAAACUUCUAGAUGCAUUUCAUUCUUGCUUCGCUGAAAGCAGUUCUGAAAUCAUUCUACGCAUUGGAUCUUCAAAGGAACUCCCAUAUGAUCGAAAGACUAUACUCCAUCUUGUAGCUCUUCUUUUAUUCUUCAUAUCAGCAACUGAUGAAACUCCUGAUAAGAAAUCCAUGAAACUACUAACAGAGAUGUUUCAGAUGGUUCCAGUGAUCUAUAUUGAAGGUGGAAAGCGCAUCGUGCUAUCUGAUUUAAUGAAGUGUUAUUGCCCUCCAGCACUAUCCUCGUUGCCUCCCAUUAAGGAAGCUUGUGAAGCUUUUGAAAUCAUGAAGAAUAACUAUCUUGCACAUUUAAAUGAAGUGCAAUCAAGGGAUAUUCAAGCCAUAAAUGAUACACUUUCUUGUUGGUCCGUUUCAUUCCAGUCAGCUGUUCAUCCAUCGUCGCAGAUGUUGACUGAGGAGUGGGUUCGACAUCUCCAGAAGCAGAUUUUGCAGGGAGUAGUUCUUGCAGAUAGAAUACACAUACUUGUUCAAUCUAUGCUCGACCUACAUAUGCAUCUUAAGGUUCCACUGAGAAGAGAGAAAGCCAAAUCUCUUUGUCAGAUGAUUGUGUCUCUGAAGUCCAUAGGAGACUUGUUCAACACAAGAGGGUCCAACAUAGUACGCAGUCUUCCUCACAUUAUCAACAUCAUUCAAUCAGAUAUUGAACUACUCCUAGUACCAUUGAAGACUAGACUGCAAAGCGAAAUAGCCAAGGCUGAUCAAGUUAGCAAAACAGGAUUUCUUAGCUUGUUGAGACGUGGUAGUGCGGAGAUGGAGACAAAGCUUCUUGAUUCACUUUCACUGGUUCUGAUAUCCUUGCAAUUGCUUGAAGGGAGUGGAAGUUCUCCAAGGCAGCUGACACUUUCUAUUACUGUGGAUAUUCUACACAGUCUGGGUCACUUGGAUGUUGAGCUGUGUAAAGUGAGGAAGCUUCUAUCAAAGUUCAGAGUUCUUUCAAAUUUCCAGUCUCUGAUUGAAGAAAGAACAAAAUGUUGCUUCUUGUAUUGGAUAAAAGAGAUGCUUUCGACUUGGUUAUCCAUGGUAUACGGAGAUGCUUGCAAAUUGUCUUGGCUACAAAAUAUCGUCGAUGCAUUUUCUGAUGGAACGUCACUCCUCGAACUUGGGAACAUGGGACCAGUUGCUCUUCAGAGUUAUGAGGAAGACAUUGAGAAUGCUUUGAGGGAGGAGGUUGUUGCUCCUUUGUGCAGGGACAUUGAGACUGAUCUCCGACUUCAUGUUCAUUCUACUCGUUUGAAAGGAGCUGUUGUUGUGAACCCAACAAAGACUGGGGUUCGUAAUCUUUCAUGGUACUUACGAAUGAAGCCCUUGCGAUUACCUUUCAAGUUUGUUGAUGUUAAAUUGCUUGUGGAAAACCAUCUAAAUUCUGCGUUCUAUACUUACUCUGUGAUGCCUAACUAUGAUAAUAAGAUAUAUGCAGAGAUGCAUGAACUAGGACAGCUGAAAUAUGGCGUUGAACUGGAAGAUUUCCAUCUUACUGUGGAUACUCUGGAUCAAGGUUUUGAUUUCAGAAAUACUAUCCAACAUCUUGAUUCAUUUUGUGAGAAAUACUCCUACAGCAUUGCCAAACAGAUGUUUAUCGAGAAUGAUCUGGAUGGUCAAUGCCGAAAAAACUUAGUUUUAUGUGUUGAACACAUUGCAUCGUCAACUGCAAUGUGCAGUUUGCAGCAAAUUUCUGCUGCUUUGGACACCAUUUUGAUGUUUUUGGACAGGAUGUUUUUGGAUCUGGAUGCAUUGCUUCAAAGUGACACUGAACUUGAUUUCUUGAAGGAUUUAAAACGAUUAGAGAACACCAGGGUGUCCAGUGUACACCCUGCUAUCCAUGGAGAACUAAAAGUUGCUUUUGGGAAGCAUGGACUUGGAGAUCAUACUCUGGACUUCCUCGGACAAGUACAAGCUGUUGUUGCUAGAAUAGGAAACGCACUAGGCCUAAUGAGAAUACUUGCUGCUGGCUGUACCCGCUAUUCCAACAGCAUCUCAAGAUAUGCAAGAAAAUCCAACUAUGACUUAGGCUAUUCUGCAAGUUGCAAGAAAGUGGGUUUAGUCGAUGACAUUGCUGAAGUUGGGAAGAUGCUGGAUACGGAGGCAAGAAACAGGGAAGCUUUGGAUGAGAGGAUUCAAACCUUUGCAAUAUUGGUAACCCACAUUUCACAGAAGCUUCAGAGCAAUGAGCUUAAAGCAAUGAAGGACUUCUUCCAAAUUGUUCCAUUGCUUAUUGGCAACAUGGUGGACCAUAGACUUCUUCACAAGGAUAAACUACUGAGACGGGGGCAUGACGGCAAGAGUGUCAUUCAUACAUACGACAGUUUCCUUCUAGGAGUUGCUUUUGUCCUGAAGGUCUUGAAACAAGAAAGCUCUUUUGAUGAACUCAAUUGGUUCGCUUCCACAAAAACAAAAUUUGAGGGAGUGUCAGAGGACGAAAACAAUAAAAUGGAUACGAGCCCAAGCAGGGCUGCUUUCACCAGUCUGAAACUUUGGCGUGCGGCUCCAUCAGUUAGGACAGAACCACAUAAGGGUGUUGACAAGGGGAAGCGGUACCAGCAGGAGAUCGAGCUUAUAGAGUGUACCCUGAGGCUGGCUAGAACAGUGUUAGGAUGAGAUCGUGUUGUUGUACGAUAGUUUCCUUCGUUGCCGGCUGGCUGGCGUUUUUUUGCCUAGCCUGUGGAGUGUCUUUUGCGUAGCACAUUGGGAACAUUGGGGGAUGUCCUAUAUACCCUUGUGGUUGCGAAGAUGUUAAACAUAUGAUAUUCACAUGCGAUCGAGCAAAAGAAGUUUGGAAAAGUCUAGGGAUCUGGAGCAAGAUUGAAGAAGCCUUGCAUAUUGAUCGGUCUGGAUCAGUGUUGCUAGGGGAAAUAAUCCGAAGAGGAGGUAGGGAGCCGAAUCUGAAUAACGUGGGAUUAGUGGAGCUAAUUCUAACAGGUGGCUGGUACAAGAGAAGGCAGUUUGUACGUGAGAAUCAAAUUCGAUCUCCAAAUAGAUCAACCUUAUCCAUUGCAACACUGACACAUAAUUAUUUGUUGGCAAGAACGAAGUCAAAAACAAAGAUGAGGGAAGGAUGGAAGAAACCACCAGAAGGAAAGCUGAUGAUCAAUGUUGAUGCUGGUUUUAACGUAGAUUCAGGGAGUGGAAGCACAGGAGUAGUGAUAAGAGAUACAAGUGGUGCUUGCAUUGCAGCAGCUCAAAGAUAUCUUGCUCACGUUGUAGACGCACCAAUGGUGGAGGCUUAUGCUUUUACAGAAGGGCUGAUGAUGGCUCAACAUAUUGGAAUUAAUAAUUUUAUUAUCCAGACAGAUUGUCUAUAAGUUGUUGAAAUCGUGAAGGCACGGGGAUUGUCGCUGCUAUAUUUGAUGAUUGCUGCGUCCUGUGGAGCGGUUUUGAUAAUGUUCCGCUUGAAUAUUGUAAUAGGGAAGCCAACCGGGUUGCUCGUGAACUUGCUAGGUCUGCUUUCUCUUCACGAAAUUCCUGUAUUUGGGACGAUGAGCCCCCUAGUUUUAUCCUUGGCUUAAUGGCAAAUGAUGUAACUACCAUGACAAAUCAAUAAAGGUAGCCACAUGCUUUCAAAAAAAAAAA
Molecule: messenger RNA, 4556 nt
Organism: Setaria italica (foxtail millet)
Lineage: Eukaryota; Viridiplantae; Streptophyta; Magnoliopsida; Poales; Poaceae
Product: WASH complex subunit 4
Exons: 26
Coding region: 108-3584 (1158 amino acids)
Biological process (GO): endosome organization; endosomal transport
Cellular component (GO): WASH complex; endosome
Source: RefSeq, a predicted model, not a curated record